Molecule: messenger RNA, 4369 nt
Organism: Harpegnathos saltator (Jerdon's jumping ant)
Lineage: Eukaryota; Metazoa; Arthropoda; Insecta; Hymenoptera; Formicidae
Gene: Chro
Product: chromodomain-containing protein chromator
Exons: 10
Coding region: 204-4073 (1289 amino acids)
Biological process (GO): heterochromatin formation
Source: RefSeq, a predicted model, not a curated record
CGAGUAGACGGAUAGAGGGCGAACGGGCGGCCGCCAUUGGCGCCACUGUCAGUCGACGCGGUUGCUGUUUUCGUCCUGUCUCGCACGACGACGAGCAAUUUUCUGGAUCGAGGAAAAUCAAGCCGAUCGCCAACUUAACAGUGUUUUCAGAAAAUAAGCAUCGCCAGAGAGAUCUAAAGAAUUAAAUAAACCUACACAACAGAAUGGAGGGAGAUGAUGGCCCUUCGGCCAUUAGUAACAAACCUACUAUUAUCAAAGCGGCGCAAGAGGAAAUGGGACGACUGGAUGUACUAGUUUGCGGACAGUGUCAUAGUGUGUUUCACUUUAUCGAGGAAUUUCAGGAACACCGCACAAAAGUAGGAGCUUGCUCUCAAGUGUCGCACUUUCGUGAAAAUACCGAUAAUGGGCAGAAGGCGCAAGUUUGGGCAUUUCUGCUAUGGAAAGACUCGCAGAUUCAACAGGAAGGCAAUGACAAAGAUGCGACUAACCCUUGGAAACUGUAUCAGAAAUGGUGCAGGAUGGACACACACGUUAGAGAUUCGUGGAUCACAGCGGGAAAAACCAUACAAACCUUCACAAAAAUUAGUAACGCAAAGAUGCAAGAUACACCGAGGCAGAUUCAAUCAAACACCACCGAAGGUACCAAACCCAUAGUAGUUCGCAAAGUCAUUAGAAAUGGACAACCGGAGGAAACAGGCGAUACCAAGAAAGACACCUCAAAGACGAUGGUGGAAACAAAGGCACAAGAGCCUAUGGAGGUCGAGACCGACAAGAGGGAGAAACCGAGGCUAAAGCCAUCGAUUAAGCCGAAGAAUAAGUCUGGCAAGGCAGCUACCGACGAGGAUGCAGCAGAUCUGAGUAACGAGGAGUAUGUUGUCGAGAGAAUUUUAGCAAAACGUCUGAAUACGAAGAAGAAGUGCGCGGAAUAUCUGAUCAAAUGGGAAGGUUACGCAAACGAAGACAAUACAUGGGAGCCCGCGGAGAACGUAGCGGUUUGCAAAAAUUUGCUGGAAGAGUUCGAACGAAAUCUCGCUAAGCAGAAGGAGAUGAAAGCUGCUCAGCAACAGACCGGUACGAAAGUCGUGGCACGUACGAGUUUACCCGCGCAGAAAACAGUCAUAAAAGUCGAAGCCAGCAAACCUGGACCGAGCACAGCGUCUCAAGCAGGGAGACCGAUGCGGUCCAGUAAGUCAAAAGCGAUGGAUCAAGUGAAGCAGUGGGUCGGUUCGAUGAAGGACGAGGACAAUGAUCUAACAGGUAAGAGAAGGAUCGAUUACUCGGAUAGCGACUCGGAGGAUGGCGGAGGUAAUGCUGCAAAGAGGACGAAAGCCGACACAGGAAGCGACGACGAAUGGACUGGAGAGUCCGAAGAUGAGAGAUUGAUGGGUCGUAGCGACGUGAUUCAACGUGCUUUCAAUCGCGCUAACGCUCAGUCCAACGGAUCCAACAGAGCAUCCGUCUCCACUACCGAUUUAGCGACUUCGUUGGGACUGCAAUCGCCCGAAGGGGCAAAAUCCAAUCAGCCUCCCGUUCUGGUGGCCAAUGCCAAAGGAGUCGUUAAAGUCGAUCCCAAACAGAUGCCGAAUUUAUCUUCCGGCGUUUACGUCAUGUCGCGAAAGGACGGUAUCAUCAAACUGGACUCGUCUCCCAGUGGGAAACUAGCGGUCAAAGGAUCUCCCACGACGCAGGGUGUUUUGAUGGUGCAAAAUCGAGAUAACACGAAUGUAGUGAGGAAGCAAGUAAUCUCGACGUCGCAAUCGAACUCGAUGACUCCUGUGAAGGUAGUCUCGAAGAUGGACGGCAGCCAAGUGGUAACCCAGAUGAAGGUGGUCACCAAGUCUAUCACGCCCAAGACGGCGAGUGUACAGAAGAUGGAGCCUAUUAAAAUACAGCCGAAACCGGACCCGUCGCAGUUACAGCAGAUACAUGUUGUAACCGCGGUACCAGCACCGAUAACUCUACAACCACGAAUAGCCGCGGGUAUAAGACCCGCUUCAGUCACGCCUCAACGAACAGCGGACGGUCGUCCUUUGUUGCCUAGACCGGCCCUAAGGGCUACAGCGCCGACCAGCGUUCUCGGUACUAUACGCACACCGGUCAGAGCACCGUCUCCGAGGCAGAUACAGCCACAGACGCCACGUCAGAUGCUGCAGAAACGCACGACAACGGUCGUGAGUACAACAACGCAAGCCGUUCCGUCGAACGCCGCUAACACGGUCACGCAGAUCAGGCCGAAAUUCACGGUGCUUACCGCGCAACCGAAGCAGGUGAUCAAGACAGGCGGUGGCGUAACCAGUCUGGUGCAGCAAGCACAGAAACAACAGUCCCCGAAGUCACCGGUGAGCAAGACGCAGACGCUGUCUCCGCAGCAAAAGUUACUGAUGAUAAAGAGGAAAGCGCAAGAGGCGGCCGGCAUAAUAAAACCGGGUGGUGGUCGUGGACUUUUGGCAGGUGCUCGCGCCGCUGCGGGACGCGGCAGGGCGAAAGUAACCGAAUCCUCCCCUACGACGAUCGCGCAUGUGGGAGGGGGGAACAAACCCAAGGAGAGUAAACUGGCCGAGGGUGAUGGGCUGCACAUGGAAUUUCACGAGGUUGGCUCGGAGGAGAGCAGCAGCGAGAGCGAACCGGACUUGCCCCCGCCCGAUCCAGAUACCAUCGCAGCUCCCGAGCCGGACAGCCCACCGCGUCCGUUUACACUGUGUCCUCUCACAGGACGUAUAAUGGGCCCGGACGGCGAACCGCUCGAGCAGCAGACGGAACAGGAGCCUGAGCCGCCGACACCUUUGGCCACGACGUUGUCCAGCGCGAAGACAGCCUCUCUCACGCCCGAGACCGCGACGCCAGAAGCCACGGCGGGUACAACCACUACCAUCGUUACCAACACUACCACCGCUACUACCACUACCAACAUCACCAGUACCACUACCGCCGCCACCACCACCACUGUCUCCACUAGUAACACCAACAACAACAAUAUUACCACCACCGCCGCCGCCACCACCAUCACCACCACCACCACCACCACCAACGCCAACACCAACACCGCGAUCAUCGCCAUCGCCGCUGCCGCCGCCGCCGCCGCCGCCGCCGCCGCCGCCACCACCACCACCACCACCACCACCACGACCACUGCUACCACCACUACCGCCACCACCGCCGCUACCAGUAGCCACAGUCCCACCGGCGUCGUCACCGCGGCGGCCGCAACCGCUGAAUUAGUCUUACCUUCCCUCGACUCGCUCACGGCGGAGAGCGGUGGCAUGGUGAGAGUCGAAAUGAGUCCCGGUGGUACCACGGGCACUAUCGUCCAAACCGGCGAAACUGCGCAGAUAAAUCUGUCAAGCGUCGCGGUAACCGCGCCGGAUCUACCUUGUUUGGACGACACAGUGCCGGCAGUUCCGGCGACAACCACGUCCGCGACGACGUCCUUGACGGAGACCGUGUCAGGCACCAACGAAACAUCCAUCGCCGCAGCGUUGUCGACGGUCGCGGCGACACCCACCGGCGUCACUAUGUCGGUGACAACGGCCGACGUCAACAAGAGCGAGGAGAAGACGUCGGAGUCGGAGAGAAAGGUAACCGACGAGGCGUCGAAUCUGGUCACUAUAGCCGAACACGGCGUCGUCUAUCAGGUUGCGGGGCAAGCCGAAGACGGACAGACACUCUUGGUAACGCGCGGCGCUGACGGUGAGCAGCAAUGCGUGUACGUUACUACCGAACAACAAGGGGACGAUGGCUCCGUUUUGACGUUGGAUCACGCUGUGGCCGAGGCCGUGGCGCAAUUGAUCCCGGACCAAGUAAAUCUCACUCCUCAGUUUUACGUGAAGGAAGACGGUGCAGAACCGGCCGAAAAUUCAAUGGUGAUGUCUAUCAUGGACAACGCAAACGCGACCGAUGUAGCCGGCACUCAAGAAGACAACGACGGACAGGCCCAAGUGGUAGCUCAAGUGGUACAAGCCGAGGAACCCACCCCAGGUGGAACCAGGAGAGUGGUAUUGCUCUUACCGGAUGGAAAUUUUAUGAUGACCGAGGUAGACGAGGAGCAAUACGCCGCACUGGAGCUCGACAAGUGAAGAAGAUAUAUGCGAUUCUUUUUCGCAGUGAAGAUACACGUGUAAUUCUUUUGCGUACCAAGCAGAAUGCACACGGCAACGUGUGCAACGACUUACGCGUUACGCGCAAAUUGUACGCUUACGUGUGAUCGUGAUUUGUACAUAUGUAAGAACGUUCACCUCGUACGGUUGCGCUCGAUGACGUAAUCUUAAAUAUUAUCGGCUAGAGUUAGAUCAGGUAUCGCAAAAUGAGAUGUAAAGAAAAGAAGAAGAAACGAGGAGAAAAAAAUGAGUGAGUGAGAGAGAGAGAGAGAGAG